AGCUGUUCCAAUUUCCUAAAAAAUUCAAACGUUGCGUUUUAGAACGUUUGAAUUAUUUAAACCCUACUAAAAAACCAAUUCAAAAAUCAUUCCCACAAAACCCCAAUUCCACAACAAUUCUCAAAAACUAUUCACACAAUGAUUCCAGAAAUUUAUGUUGAAGACGUUGAUUCACAACCAGAGAUGUGUGAUUCCGAUGAUUCUCAAGAUGACCCAAGCUUCGACAUCUUAGAAGAGACUCAAUCUAGACUUUCUAAUCUCUCCAUCAAGAACAAAUCCAAAUCUCGUAUUCCCGUGAAAGUUGUCGAUGAUGUUGAUUGUAUAGAGAUUGUGGAGCCAGUGUUGGAUGCAAACGACCAAAAAACUUAUGAGAUCGUUCAAAAGACCAUUGAAGUUGGUCAGGUGGAGAAACUGAAAGUGGAACAAUGUAAGCUGUAUCUAAGGAAACACGGCUUGAGAUUAACAGGCAAGAAAGAUAUCCUCAUUGAUCGUAUCAAGGAGCACAUUAGUAUUAUGAAUGGUGAAGGAGAACAUAAAUACCCUGCUUCAAGUUUUGUUAUGAACUGUAAAGGUGAUGCAUGCACAGGAGACAUUGUUAUGUUUGAACAAAAUGUUUAUGAAAUGUUUAGUAUUGUAUCAAGGAGUGCUAAUGGUCCUCCUUGUGGAACAAGAAUUGUAGCAGGAAGAAUUGUAAAAGAAAGCUAUGGUGCUGCUAAACAACAACAUACAUUUACAGUUGAGGUUUUAUGGAGCAAAGGGGUGAAACCACUUCCUCCACUUCAUCCUUUACUCAUCAAAGGGAGAAAUCUUUAUAGGUUAAAGACAAUGAGACAGAGAUGGGAAGAUGAAAGUGAAAGGCAGAAAAUUUUGUCUGAAAAACAUGCGAGAGGUAAUGCAGCAAGAACUAAUAGGGAAACACGAAUUCAAGAAAAGGAAAAGAAGAAAGCAUUAAGGGAAAACAAGUCAUCAAAAGGGAACAUUCAGAAUUCAAGGAAUUCCAUAAAUUUGCAUAAUAAAUCUAUUCAACAUGAAGCUAAAAUUUUGUGUGUGGGAUUGAUUGAUAAUAAUAAUCACCAUGGAGGAUCAUAUAAAGAAAAUGUCAACUGUAAUACUUUAAGGAAUCCGGUUAGAAGGGAUUGUAAUAUGGAGUUUUAUCAUCAUCAUCCUUUAAGACAAUUUGAAAGGCGUGAGUAUGAUGAUAUGAGAGAAAGUAUGGGCCCACAAAGCUAUAUUUUUCAAGGAGGUGGCAACAAUGGAUAUAAACCAAUGGGCCACAAUCAAGUACAAAGGGGGCAGUUUUGCAAAUAUCAAGAGAAGAGGGGGCAGUUUUGCAAAUACUAUGCACAAGGAAGGUGCACAUAUGGAACUAAUUGCAAAUUUCUGCAUUGAACAUGCAAAUAUCAAUUGCAAAUUUUAUAAUAAAUCUAUUAUUAUGCAUCUGGCUAUGAUGCUGUUUUUUUUAGAUGGCAUUUUAACAUUCAAGGGUUGUGUUUGUGA
This is a messenger RNA of Lactuca sativa (garden lettuce), 1497 nucleotides long. Its product is annotated as zinc finger CCCH domain-containing protein 62. NCBI's taxonomy places the organism in Eukaryota, Viridiplantae, Streptophyta, Magnoliopsida, Asterales, Asteraceae. Gene Ontology annotation, molecular function: metal ion binding. The record is from RefSeq and is a predicted model, not a curated record.